CACCAGUAUGAAGAUAAUCAGGCUGGAGAUGAAGAUGCCUUUGCCAGAGAGCCCUUCAUCCUGCGGUUUGAUUGUCCAACUACAGUGGUACAAGAUCUGGUCCUGAUCCCUGUGCACACAAAGCCAGAAGACACUCUGAAGGAGCUGGACGAGCUGCACGAUGUGGUUGAAGACAUCAGGAAGAAAUGGAAAAAUGAUAACAUUAUGAUUUUGGGGGACUUUAAUGCAGACGGACGAUAUCUCUCCAAGAAGAAGAAGGAAAAGAUCCGCAUCUGCUCUCCGUCCUACGAUUGGCUCAUUGAUGACGAUGUCGACACCACAGCUAGCAACAACAAUGAUAACACCUACGACAGAAUUGUUGUGUAUGGAGAGACCAUGUCGAACGCCAUCGUCCCCAACUCGGCCAAGUCCUUCAACUUCCAGCAAGAGUUUAAGCUGACUGAUGAGGAGGCACUCAGCAUCAGUGACCAUUACCCCGUGGAGGUGGAGCUGAAGACCAGAGCAGGAAGACAGAAAAGGAUGGCUGUGCCUGACGGGACAGAGACGACAUCUGGGGAAGUACAGUCUCAGAAAAAAGGGAAACAGACCAAACCAGCAGGGUCACCAAAGAUGGCGGCCAAGCGAGCGGGAGCACAGAAGAAGAAAAAAGACAAGCCAGACAGACAACAGAAGAAGAAGAAUGUAGGAACAAAAAGGAAGUGAGGGCGGGCAUUCAACACGCCAACCAAGAGAAGACGUCAGGAUGUUCAAUGUUCAUGAUCUUACCAUUAAUUUUAAAAAGUAGAGUUACUGUAGUUAGAGCAGAUAGUAUUCAAAUGUCAAAGCUUCUGUUUGUUUGAUUUAUUAGACCACAGGUGGUUCUCUGUGAUACCAGAACACCUUCUGUUAGUCUCUAGUAUUUAUAGUACUCGACAAAUCAGGAUGAAUGUACUGUAGCAAUGAAAAAUUUGUUUACAAAUAUUAGUAUUGCAUGAAUUCAUUUUCCAUGGCAAACUGAUAUCAAUGUUUUAUAGACAUGUUUUUGAAGUCAUAAUAAAAUAUUAUUCAUGCACA
Messenger RNA from Pundamilia nyererei, 1053 nucleotides. Its product is annotated as deoxyribonuclease gamma-like. Gene Ontology annotation, biological process: DNA catabolic process. Gene Ontology annotation, cellular component: nucleus. The record is from RefSeq and is a predicted model, not a curated record. The annotation marks the transcript as partial. Gene Ontology annotation, molecular function: deoxyribonuclease I activity; DNA binding. The transcript has 6 exons. Lineage: Eukaryota; Metazoa; Chordata; Actinopteri; Cichliformes; Cichlidae.